This is a messenger RNA of Conger conger (European conger), 7018 nucleotides long. Its product is annotated as stAR-related lipid transfer protein 13-like. The record is from RefSeq and is a predicted model, not a curated record. Gene Ontology annotation, molecular function: protein binding; GTPase activator activity; lipid binding. Bases 358 to 3537 code for a protein of 1059 amino acids. The transcript has 14 exons. NCBI's taxonomy places the organism in Eukaryota, Metazoa, Chordata, Actinopteri, Anguilliformes, Congridae. Gene Ontology annotation, biological process: signal transduction; actin cytoskeleton organization; regulation of Rho protein signal transduction.
UUCGUAUCAUAGUUUACCGGUCUACACAUAUAGGUGUCAUAUUUGACAUUCGUAGCCCUAUUGUUAAAAAAGACCAAACUUGCAUAUUAUUCAAGCAAACGAAAGAACUUGAAAUCCCAGAAUACAUUGCGAAUCUCAAUCGAAGAGCUGACUGCUCCGCAACGCGGAAAGUUUCUGUGAAGAGGAAAAAGUACUGUAUGCACUCCGAAUACCGGUGGAAUAAGUAUGGAUUAUCAACAACAAAAAGAAAGAUUGUUUAGAUAUAAGAACACGUCGGCAGUGGCCGAUUAGCCGAGAAAUUUGGAGCCUCUACACAAGAAGCAGGAGAAAGUUUGACAGACGAGUAAAAUCUGGAGAAUGGAGCGUAAAACAUGGACAAGACUCCGACCAAGAUCACUAACUCUGCAAUUCAGAGACUCGACUUACAAAGCCUUAACUUUGUUGCGGAGAAAAGCCAAUCAGCGACACCUUGAAGAACUUGAAGCUAAAGAAGCGUGUAACUGGCUACGGGCGGCUGGCUUUCCACAAUAUGCACAGCUUUACGAAGAUGCUCUGUUUCCUAUUGAUAUACCCUCUGUGAAAAAAGACCAUGACUUUCUGGACAGGGACUCACUGAAAUCACUUUGCAGGAGGCUGACUACUCUUAACAAGUGUGCCUCGAUGAAGCUAGAAGUUCAUUUUCAGCGCAAACAGAGUGAAGAUUCAGAGGAAGAUGACCUCUGCGCCAUCAGUGACCGGUGGGCGUUCCAGCGGGACAGCAAGCGAUGGUCCAGACUUCGCACCCUCGCCCCACCCUACACGGACGGCCUCUCGUCCUCUGUGCGGACCUCAGCCAGCAGCGAGAGUGUCCUGAGUGACUUCAGCGACCUGGAGGUCUCCUCCGUCCGCAGCGGCAGCAGUCUGAGCGCGGGCAGCACCGGGGGCCCCUCGUCCAGCGAUGCCACAGUGGCCGAGCCCGAUGCCCCCUCCGGGCCCCUCGACGCCCUCGCCCCGAGCGGGGAAGAGGCCCCCGGGGCCCGGCCCUGCCUCCGAAAAAAGGUCAAGAGGACCUCCAGGGGCUUCCUCAGGCGGAUGGAAUCGUUCCGGCGAAAGGACAAAGAGAAAGAAGCGCCCGAUGCAGGGGAGGAUGCUGGCGGACUGUCGCAGCCGCAGGCCAGCUUACACUGCACGCUAAAUGAGAGUCUCCCUGGCCUGAAAGAGAGCGACUUGUUUUUCAGCAGGAGGGCCCAUACCAUUUGCCGGACUAGAGCGGGCCGUUCCGACGACGGAGGGUUAGGAAGAACAAAACGCAACGCCCGCUACUUGGAGGAUUACGAUAUAGGCGCAAGAAUGACUGGCUGGAGUGAGCAGGUCGCCGGACUCGCGAGCGGGCAAGAGAGCUGCCUCGUCCACCUCCCGGCGGAUCACAAACCUGGCACGUUCCCGAGGGCUCUCUCCAUCGAGAGCAUGCGUCCCCCUGCCGUCGACAACCUGAGAAGGUGGAGGGCGGGCGAGCUGGAUCUCUCAGUGGCCAGCAGCGGCGACUCCCAGUUCGAAGGGUUCCGCCAGAGGAGGAACUCAAGUAGCUCGGUGGGGAGUGUUUACGACAACGUGCCGGGGACCUACGACAGCUCGGAGGAGCUCUUCGGCCCGGAGGGGGAGAAGGUCUUCCGGCACCUGAACGACGUCCUCCAGCACGUCAACGACGUUCAGCAGAACGUUGACCUGUGGUCGAAGAGAGUCUGUCUGGAGCUGGGGGACGGGGACAAUGAGGAAGACUCCGAAGAAAAGGGCAAAACGUCCUAUCCCGCCGGCCUUCGUUUCGAGGAGCAGUCCGUGUCUGACCUCGGCACGGCGGUGAGCGACUACGACAGCAUGGGGAACUCGCUGAACGAGGCGGAGGAGAUGGAAAUGAGGGAGAGACGAGACUCUGGAGUAGGCGCCUCCCUAACCAGGCCCAGCAGAAAACUGAGGUGGCACAGCUUCCAGAACUCACACAGGCCUAGCUUGACCUCCGCAUCGCUGGAAAUAAACAGGCAGUCGGCCGCUCAGCUCAAUCUGCUGCAGAAAUUCUCCCUGUUAAGACUAACGGCCAUCAUGGAAAAGUACUGCAUAUCCAGCAAGCAUGGUUGGAGCUGGACGGUGCCCAAGUUCAUGAAGCGGAGCAAGGUCCCCGAUUACCGGGACCGGAACGUCUUCAGCGUCCCGCCGAUCAUCAAUGUGCAGAGGAGCGGACAGCCACUGCCCCAGAGCAUUCAGCAGGCCAUGCGAUACAUUCGCAGCCAGUGCCUCGACCAGGUUGGUAUAUUCCGUAAGUCUGGGGUGAAGUCCAGGAUCCAGGCUCUGAGACAGCUGAACGAGAACUCCCCGGAUCACGUGAGCUAUGAUGGCCAGUCUGCGUACGAUGUGGCUGACAUGCUGAAGCAGUACUUCAGGGACCUCCCCGAACCGGUCUUCACCAGCAAGCUCACGGACACCUUUCUGCAGAUUUACCAGUGUGUCCCUAAGGACCAGUGUCUGCAGGCGGCUCAGGCCGCUGUCAUCCUGCUCCCGGAUGAGAACCGUGAGGUGCUGCAGACCCUGCUGUACUUCCUCAGUGACAUCGCCUCUGCCCAGGGCAACCAGAUGACCGCCGGAAACCUGGCCGUGUGCCUCGCCCCCUCCGUCUUCCACCUCAACGUCUCCAAGAAGGAGGGCACCUCUCCCAGAUUAAUCCCUAGACGGGGAGCUGCAGGUAAACCAGACCAGAAGGAUCUGAAUGAGAACAUGGCUGCCACACAGGGCCUCAGUCACAUGAUUGUGGAAUGCAAGAAGCUUUUCCAGAUCCCCCACGAUAUGAUGCUGCAGUCCAGGAACUCCUACAUCGCUGCAGAUGCUCAGCCGCUUCCCCUCCACGGCCUGGGCUGCAGUCUGAAAGGGGAACCGGUGGACUACCAGGCCCACCUGGAGGAGAGCGUCCAGUGCCUGUUACGAGACUCCACGGAGCGAAGCAAGGGGUGGCAUGGUGCCCCAGGGCCAGAGAACACCGAGCUAUCUUACAAGAAGGUAGGAGAUGGACAUCCCAUUCGCCUGUGGAAGGUCUCCACGGAGAUAGAAGCCCCUCCCGCCGCCGUGCUUCACCGAAUACUACGAGAGCGCCACCUAUGGGACGACGACCUGCUGCACAGCCGGGUCAUCGAGUCUCUGGAGAGUGACACGGAAGUGUAUCAAUUUGUGACGGACAGCAUGGCGCCACACCCCCGGAGGGAUUUCGUCGUGUUGAGGAGGUGGGACAGUAAGCUGCCACGCGGGGGCGCGCUCCUGGUGUCCUCCUCCGUGGAACACGACAAGGUGUUCCUGCAGGCGGGGCUGAGGGCAGUGCUCCUCACAUCCCGCUGUCUGAUUGAGCCGUGUGGCGCGGGGAGGUCGUGUCUGACCCACUACUGCAGAGCUGACCUCCGAGGCCGUUCUCCUGAGUGGUACAACAAAGUGUUCGGUCAUCUCUGCGCUGUGGAGGUUGCUAGGAUACGAGAUUCCUUCCCGGUCUUGGCAGCUCAGGGACUUCAGACAAAACUGUGAAACCAGGGUGGGAGGGGGGGCUGUUUCUCACAAAGCUUCAAAUGGGACCUCAGGUGAGAUUGCUAUGAUUCCCUGGAAUUAUUGGCUCCUGAAACCAUCAAAAGGGCAAUUUUGAGUUGUGUUUAUUCUCCUCAGGGAAGUAUAACAAUGUCCUGUUAGCAAUGAAAUCUACCCAUGAGUGAAAUCUACACAUCCAGUAUUAAAGUAAGGACAUUUGUGAAAUGUUACAUUGGCCAAAAUGGAGGAGAACAAGAUUAUCCACUGAUUUUAAUGCUGGAAGUUUGAAAAUAACUCCCUCGUCCCCAACACAUAAAUUUUAAAGAAUUAAAUCACCCCAAGUGAAUAGAAGUAGCAGCUACAGUGGUGUGCAAACAUUUGGGCACCCCUGGUCAAGAAGGAUUUUACAAUUAAUAACUUAGUGAACAGAAGUGGCAACCUGACCUCUACAUGGUACAACAUGAAACAUGAUACAUUUCUUCACAUUUUAACGCAAGAUGAAUUUUUAUUAAAAAAUGUAACACUUAAUAAUAAUAAAAAGGCCCUGUGCAAAGGUUUGGGAAUCUUGUCAGUUAGUACUUUGUAACCCCUUCUCUGGCAACAAUAACAGCUUCCUGUAGCCAGCUAAGAGUCUUUCAGUCCUCGCUUUUGGAAUUUUUCCCCAUUCUUCCUGGCAGAACACCUCUAGCUCAUAAAUAUUCUUUGGCCCUCUUGCAUGUAUGGCAAGUUUGAGAUCUCUCCACAGAUUUUUAUAAUAUUCAAGUCUGCAGUGAAAGGUGCUGUCUGCAGAUUCGUCUUGGGCCAUUCUAUCUGAAAUGCUUCUUGCCUUGACUUCAACUGUUCCAUUUAUCUUCUAUUUUGUUAUGUUUCUGAUAGUGGAAAUAGGUAGUUUGAAACAUUCAGAGUUUUUUUUGUAGCCUUCUCCUUCUUGGUGGAAAUUAACCAUCUUCAUUCUGAAAUCCUUGGACAACUGUUUAGAGGAACACCAGACAGAACAGCCAAUGCAGUUGGAUACUUGAGAAGGCAUGGAGUUAGUUCAGAAUAAGAAGUUCAGCCCUGGAAUUAUACUCACUGAAGCCCUGAAGUAAAUCACCUGGGUCUGAACCUUAGUAAUCAUCUUUUUGAAAAGUAACAAAGAAUAAUUCAAAAGGACACCCAAACGUUUGCACAGGCCCCUUUUUUUGUCAAAAAUAAAAAUCUAAAAAUGUGCAGAAAAGUCUCAUGUUUAACUCCAUUUAGAGUUCAGGUUUUCUUUCACUCACAUAUAGAUUAAUUGUAAGACAUUAAAACCAGGGGUGUCCAAAGUUUUGCACCCCACUGUAUAUUUGAGGAUUUAAAAGCCAUAUCUCCCAUUUUAAUACAGUGGCACUAUUAUAUCCUGAAAAUGUGUUUACAGACUGCAAAGAAAUGUAAUUAUUAUAAAUAAACCAAUUUCAGAUUAACAGGAAUGCCAUUUUUUUGCAUAACAUACCUCUUCUGUGCUGCUAUAUAUUGUAAUAAUGAUGUCUAGAAAUGUACAUAGUGGGCUCCAGAAUUAUUGCCACGUUUAAGAAAAAUGGAGAAUAAAGGCUGCAUAUAAUAAGCAACAUUAAUAAUGAUCUAAAUUUCAAGUUCAAAUAUACAGGAAAACGAUAUACUUUUAUUUCAACACAUUUACUCUCAUGUUUCAAUGUUUUUUUUUAUUCAGUAAACCACAGGAAAUUAUUGGCACACCAAACAAGGUUAAAUUGCCAAUACUUUCAUUCUGUUCAUUUCAGUCUAUAGGAACUAUUUUGUGUCAUUCCAUCACUUCCUGUUUUACUAGAGUAUAAAAAUGAGGUAACAAGCAUGUGAAAUCCCUUUGUCAACUGUCAGCAUGGGAAAAGCCAAAGAACUGUCAAUUCAGAAGACACUGAUGGUAAUUGACCAUCACAAGUUGGGUAAUGGGUACAUAAAUGGUUAAACAUACCACUUAGCACUGUAAGGGCAAAUAAAAACUCUCAUUGUGCGUAUUCAUCAAGGGUGACAAUAAUUGCGGAGUCCACUGUAUGUAGCCACAAAAACAUAACGAGUGGCGAAUAGUGAAUAUCUUGAAUGUUGAUACUAUUUUAACAACUCAGGAGAGGUCUUUAAAUUAGCUACUGUCACCAAUAAUCUUUAUUUGUUUCCUUGCUAGUUGAUCAAAUUGAAAUCUUUUAUUUUAAACUGCACUAUACAAACAAUGAUAAUAUAUUUUUGCAUUGUAAAUAAGAUUGUGUAAUAGUUGGUGCAGGAUUAAGUGGUCCCACAGUUAGAAAAGUCAAUUUAACUGGCAUACCAGUCAUGGAAAGAAGGAAAAGUGAAUUACUUUAGCUUUAUAGUUUUACUUCUUUAACGAUGUGCAAACAGAACCAUAGCUUGUGCUUUACGUUUGCAUGGAUCUCAUAUUAGUACCUAUUUCUCCUUUAACAUGGCAAUAUCUUUCAAUUUCACCCCAGGAACGUCUUUAAAAUGAGGGGGUUUUUUUGUUUGUAUUCUUAAUCUUAAAAAGGAGAUGUGAUGGUUAAUUAUUGUUACAGCCGACAUUGUGAGGUUUCUGAAAGUUUUUUGAGCAUCCAUUACUUUAUUGGGAAUUGUAUUUUGGGUUUUGAGCUUAACCCAAACAUUGAUAAAUCAGAGGGCAAUGGCUGUGGGGAUCAUGAUCCCCAGCAGGAAGAGAUUCAAUUAUAUAAUUCUUUGUAGUUGUAUGUUUUAAUAGCUGGUUGUGUGUGUGGGUGUCCGCAUUUGCGUGCAUGUGUUGUUUUGUACGUAUGCAUUUUAUUUAUAUCUGUGUUUCUGUCAGUCUUUACAUGUGGCCAUAUUGUUCCCUUUAUAGGGUGUUAUGCAUUGCAGUCAUAUUGUAGCAUUAAUUUGUCCACAUCACAAUCCUUGUGUUGUUCUCCUCAGUUCUUUAAUAUGUAAAAUUAGCAAUCAAAAUUAUACUGAAUCCCAUGAAAGUGUGCAUCCAAUACUAAACUGACCAAUAAAGAUGGUGAGGACCUUUAUUCAUGUGUGUUGGUGUUGUGCAUAUAGAAAGAUAUCAUUGAUAUUCAAGAAGACAUUGGGCAAUAGGUUUUUUGUCUAUAUUUGUAUAAACAACCUCGCAUCAUUCGUUUUCUUUUUGCUUUUUUGCUGUCAAAACUCUCUUUGAAUCUUUGAAGCAACAUAAUAAAUCGGUAUCAUAGAAGCAGCCAAAUAAAUGUGUAACUGUGCAACCAAACAAUCAAUUGACAUUCAAAAGGCUGAAUGUAUUACCAUUGUUAUGAAAACUGAAAGAUGACAGAUUGUGGUUUAGCAUUACCUAAUGGGAUCAAUAUCCAACCAAUUUCAGUUUUAAAAAACACCAACUGUUCACAGUGUAGUUCAUACACACUUCCAUCUGUUUAUUUGUACCCUAGCUAUUUAAGUCCUGUAUUAUUUCUCUAUUUAACUACCAUUGUAUAUUUUACUUUUUUGAGAAAAUGAACAAUAAAAUUAUUUGAAAAUU